Molecule: messenger RNA, 1232 nt
Organism: Ectocarpus siliculosus
Lineage: Eukaryota; Phaeophyceae; Ectocarpales; Ectocarpaceae
Source: the annotation of a GenBank genome assembly
GUCGCACAGUCACCAUUCCGGCACCUCGUCCCACGCGCUCAUAGGUGUUCCAUCCCCAGACGGGUUAUUUUCGCAUAAUCUUUGUCAGCCCGCCGUCGUGAUCGAGUGCUGUGACGAGAGAGCGAGGGAGCCAGCCUUGUAUUGCGAGAGCUUUUGGGUGUGUGUUCCGUUGUGGUUGUAGUUUGAUGUCAGGCCUUAAGCAGCGAACCAGCGCAAACGCCAAGGCGAUGAGCCCAGGCGAUGGUGCUUCUAACGGGGGGGAGCUAGCCGCCGCGCCCCGGAAGGGUCUGCCAAUGGAGGUUAAGCUAGUAAUUUGCGUGCUUGGCAUCUACUCGUGCUACAUGUUGUCGGGGCUCCUGCAGGAAAACAUUUUCCGAUACAGAUCCGAGGAUGGCGGCAGGUUUUCGUCGACGCUGUUCCUGCUGUGGGUCCAGUGCGUGGUAAACGUCGCUUUCUCCUUCGUGGCCAUGUUCGUCAACGGCAGGUCUGGGGACAAGAUGCCGCACCACCUUUUCGGCACGGCCGGGUUCGCGUACAUCGGUGCCAUGGUGUGCUCGAUCGAGGCCCUCAAGUACGUCAACUUCCCGACCAAGGAACUGGGCAAGUCUUGCAAGAUGAUCCCGGUGAUGUUGUUCGGAGUGCUGUUCGCCAAGAAGCAGUACAGCUUGCAGGAGUACCUGUGCGUGGCCCUGAUCACGGUUGGCAUCGUCACCUUUAACCUCUCCGGGAAGCCGCACAACAAGGAGGACAAGGAGAACAGCACGUACGGGCUUGGCCUCUUGGCCUUCAGCCUUAUCCUCGACGGCGUCACGGGUAGCGCUCAGGAGCGAUUGAAGGCCGCGUGCAAGCCCACGGUGCACGAAAUGAUGUUCUUCAUGAACGCGUGGGCCCUGGCCAUCUUGUCGGCCGCGGCGUACCUGUCGGGUCAGGCGGUGGAGGGAUACGCGUUCUGCUCGGCCAACCCUUCCGUCAUGAGCUACGUGCUGGGCUUCUCCCUUGCCGCGGCCUUCGGGCAGAACUUCAUCUACUACACCAUCAGCAACUUCAACCCGCUGGUGUGCACGACGAUCACCACCACGCGGAAGUUCUUCACGAUCGUCUGCUCCGUUAUCAUCUUCGGACACGCGAUCGGCCCCAAGCAAUGGGGCGGAGUGGCGAUGGUGUUCACCGGGAUCGGCUACGAGAUGAGGGGAAAGUAUCAGCGGCACCACGCCAAGAACUUGAAGGCUUAA